This is a messenger RNA of Magallana angulata, 5622 nucleotides long. RefSeq names its product serine/threonine-protein kinase 11-interacting protein-like. The coding region runs from base 195 to 4334 and encodes 1379 amino acids. The record is from RefSeq and is a predicted model, not a curated record. Gene Ontology annotation, cellular component: cytoplasm. The transcript has 25 exons. Gene Ontology annotation, molecular function: protein binding. Lineage: Eukaryota; Metazoa; Mollusca; Bivalvia; Ostreida; Ostreidae.
AACUAUUUUUGUCACAUGAGGGCAAAAUUUAUCAACAAUUUCGGUAUUUACAUGUUGCUUUAAAAACUAUUGUGAUUUUGUGAUUAAGAAGGACCAAACGGGACAAAUGCUAAUGAGUUAAAUUGUAAAAAAUCCCUAUUUAAAUUUACGGUUGCGAUCAUCCGCCGUUCAUUUGAAUUUAAUAUGCAUAAUGUAUGAAAGCUCUUCAAACCAGGACAUGUGAAAAAGAGACGAGUAGUGGUAUGGAUGCACUGAGUCCUAAGGAGUUUGCUAUUGUAAAUGAGUUAGCCAGUCUUCUGCGUAAAAAUGGUUGCUUUGCAGGAGAACAGAUCCUCAAUGGAAGUACUCAGUUUUGUUUGACGACACAAUCACUAAGUCAGUUGAACCAUGCCUUCCGACGGUACAGCGAGACCAAAUAUGACUUUGAGGCCAAGAGAGAAAGUGAAAGGUCAAGGCAUGGGUCAGGUCGAGGUCGGUCAAGGAUGACCCAGGAACAGGAACAGUUUCAAAGAUGGCGAACCAAUGCACAAUUUCUGAAUGAUUUUAUCACAAAGACUGCUUCAUUAAAGAUUACACAUGGAACAUCUACAAUGCAAGGUCCUAUACUUAUUUCAAGAUUCAAAAGUCUACAAGUCCUAGAGUUGAAGAAAAUACCCACUCACAUGCUAGAGGGUCUGCACAAGCUAAGGGGACAACUUAGAGUUGUGACUGUGACAAGAUGUUUGCAUAAUCUCCAGGAGUUUUUGGAGACCUGUGGGGGAGACCAGAGUUCCCCCAUGUCUUGGCCCCAGCUGACCGCAGCUUACUUCAGCUACAACUGGAUCAGUAAGCUGGAUGCCUCGCUAAGACUACUUCCAGCUCUAAAUCUGUUGGACCUCAGCCACAACAGUAUUGAUAAAGUAGAGAAUUACAUUGAGUACCUGACAGAGCUGAGAAGGAUCAACCUUGGCUACAAUCUACUGGACUCUGUACCCAUGUUCUCCAUUACCGUACAGAAGAAACUGCAGACACUGGUCAUACGGAACAAUAACCUGGACAACCUCUCUGGGGUGGAGACACUAGAAGUCCUGGAGGAGAUUGACGCCUCAGAAAACUGUCUGAUUGACCAUGCUUGUCUGGGGGUCUUCACCAAGCUUCACUCUCUCCGAGUGGUCAGUCUUCAAGGAAAUCCUUUGUGUUAUCAUCAGCUUCAUCGUAUACGAUCCCUCCAUCAGAUGUCAUCACAAGCACUCUCAUCAAAUAAGGUUGUUCUUGAUGGCAAGCCAGUGAAACCAGCUGAACUCUUGCAACUUCAGAGCACAGGCAAAAUACAUGCACCCACUGACAAAAAACCAGACAAGGCGACUGUCAGUAGACCCCCCUCAGUCCACCAACGUCUGUCCGCGCAAUAUAAUUUUGAAGACACAGAUGACAUUGCUGAAUCUGUAAAGGUCGGGUCUCCAGGCAAGAGGAAGAGUCGACGAAAGAAGUCACGCGGGAAGUCAAUGAGGACUAACACAGACGGAAGUGAGGUCACAGAAACCACCGAUGGAUCAUCUCCAGAGAGUUCAAGAGUGCCAUCACCUACAAGAAUAGUAGAGGGUCAGGCAUCAGCAUCCACACGGGAAGAAAUUGAGGUGCUACGUGAUCACUAUGGUGUCAACUGGUUGCAGGUGAUAUCUGCCAAAGAAUAUGAGGUCACAAAAACAGAAGUGAAUGAAGAGUCAAAUCUACAAAAUACUGAUACACCUUCCAUUAAAGAUGAAGAUGUCACUGAUUCAAAAACAUUCAAUCAUACUGAAGAUGACAUUUAUUUGAAUGACAGCUCAGUAGAUGUUCAGAAUGGAACCAAUGAUUUGGAGGAUGAUAUUGAGGUGCUGCAUGUAUCAAAUGGCAAAGAUAUGUCUGGUACGGACCUAUUGAUCAAUGGACGGCCAGGCUAUGACAGAAUGAGCAGUUCUAAAGGAGCCGAGUGGGAUCGAGACGAGGAGGAAAAUCUAGCUCUUUAUGGAGAGGAGUGUGAACCGUUUAUAAUGAUGCUGCCCAAUGAAGAGCUUCAGAAUUUGCUUGUGACCUUGAACCAGCGCUAUUUGAUUGAGAAGGACAUUGAAGGCAAUGUCAAGGAAAUGCUUGACCUCAAAUGCUUGUUAUCAUAUAAGAUAGAAAAUGAAGAGGUCAUUCAUGAAAACUUGGCAGAUGAACAAGUCCCUGUGUUCAGAGCCAAGUUUGAUUAUGUGAGAAAGGAUAGGCGUGAACGAGUCUUCAUACUGGAAAGCACAAUAGCAGCCAUUGAAUUUGAAAAUUUAUUAAGACCCAUAAUGGAAAGCAAGGAAAUCGAAAACCAAAGAAAAAACAUUCUACAGUGUUUAAAGUGUUCCAAGGAAGUCACAAAACAAGAAGCAGAUAUAUCCGAGCAUGUCUUUGACAAGACGGAAAUAACGUCACAACAAGAGAUUCGUUACCAAUGUCCUCACUGCAAGAGUCAGAUGUUGAUUGAGGUCACCCAUGAGGAGACCCGAGCCCCUGUCCCCAAGGGGUCCAGUGGUGGGGACAACAUAGGAGACAGUCACAACAGAAAAGAGGAAGAUUCUGAAUUAUCAGUAGUAGGAAGUUUAUCCAGACCAAGGACCUACGCAUUUAAUGACAUCAUGUCACAUUCAGACAUUGGACAUAUGCUAACGACACCAUCAAUACCAAGAUCAAACUCUACAGGGAAAGCACUGAGUGAAAAACAGCGAGAAGAAGAGGGAUUGAGCCUUGUGAACUCUUGGUCAGAUGUCACAUCUUCUGAACAGAGUAAGCGAAAAAGUCGAAAUUCUGUGGACAGCGAUAUUUCAGUGAUAACCAACCCGAGUGAUGCCAGCAUUUCUGUGAUUUCGAGUGAUGCCAGCAUUUCUGUGAUUUCUGAGUCUAGCGUAGAAACAAUAUCUGAACCUUCAAAUAAACAUAAUGCAGACGAUGGUUCUUUUGUGACAUCAACACCCCAGAAAUCGGACAAAAGAGAGGCUGACAGUGUAACAGUACCAAAGAGUUUGAAUUUAAACGGUAUUGUUGAGGAAGAGGAAUUGACCCCUGUAGGGUCACCACUGUCCAAUAGUAUUUGCUCUAGCAUGGUGUCCAGUGUGUACGAGAAUUCCCUAUCUGUAAAUGACAAUCAGGAAACCUCAUCCAACAAAGAUCUGUCUCAGUCUGUGAUAAACAAUAAAACUGAUGUAGAAAAUAACAAUGGCAAUACUAGUAAUCAGUCUCAGUUAAAUGGGCAAGAUGACUCUCUGGACAAUAAUUCCAGUUCGUACGAGACUUGUGAGCAGAACAGUACACAGGACAGUACCAGCCUCAAUCUGCAGGCUGUGGUCAAUAGAAUCAACGGAUCAGACAGUCCUGCAGUGAGGGAUGAUUCAGGGCUUGAUUGGUUGAAAAACCUUGACAAUCAACACCAUGUUGACCUGAGCGUUGUUGAUCACAGAGUGCAACUGUACUUAGACAUGAACGUUUUGGAACAAUCAGAAACUGUGCAGUGUUGUAUACGAUGUACUACAGUCCAGUACAUGAGGUCCUCAGAGUUCCUCUCCUAUCUGAUCUUCUCCACCAGCAGAAUCCUAGUCAUUGAAAUUUUAAACCCUGAUGAAGAAGAGAACUCGGACGGCUUGUCUUGUAUUGAGAACCAGCCAAUGACUGAGCUUUGUUACGUUGACAUUGGGCUGGGUUACCAGAGUGUGCGUCUGGAGUUUGAUACCAUGUGUUCCAGUUAUAGCUUCCUGAUCCGAGACGAAGAACGGUGUAAAUCCUUCAUCAGCUUAAUCACAGAGAUAAUCCAGGGCACUGCCUUCAGUGAGGAUAGUAAGCUGGAGGGGAUCAGUAAAUUUAACGCCACCACCCUUGCUAACCUACAAGACACUGUCUGGUGGAAGUUCAAACACAACCUCUCGGAUCAAGACAACCAGUUCAACCUUGUCCGAUACCUCUCUGGAAGAUUUAUCACAGAGCAUGAUGACACUAGAUCUGUGGGUUUAGCUGUGACUGACACUUACAUCUCAUUGGUGGUGGAGAACCACCAGUGGCCAUUACCAAGGUUACAGGCCUCCUUACCAGAAAAUAUUAGAGGACAACAGUUUGUUCUAUUGGAUAGACAGAAGAUCAACAACAUUGCUACCAUUGAGGUCUGUAGUUCCACAGGUGCCAAAAUAAAGGUCAAUUUCUUUAAUGAAGAAUCUCAAGAAGAGGCUCAGUGGUUCAUUGCCAUGAAAACCAGCAUGAGUACAAGGUCCUUUUUGGAAUCUAUUCGAGAGCCUUGGGAGGCUGCAUUUGAGGUUGGAAUGGUAAUUGUUCAAUCAGAUUUUGAUGAGGGGUCAUAGGUUAUGUAUUUACAACUUAACUUAUUCUAGUCAGUCCGGAACUUCCCUGGUUUGUAUAAAGAAUGUUUAUUUAUAAAGUACAAAAAUAUUGCAUGUACAUAUAAUUUUGUUCAAGUUAAUUAACUUAUUUGAUACUGUAAAUGGAAAUACAUCUACAUGUAGUUUUGGGGGGAAAACACACUGUAAAGAAAAACUAAAGUUACAGUAGCAUUGAUGCCAUCUUUCCAUUGUCUAUCUGCAAAUUUGAUAAUAUUUCAAUAAAAUGCAUACAUUUACAGUGCUAUUUAGUAUAUAUCGGUAUUUACUGGAAUCAAUAAACAGAUGUGUGGGUUUAUCUUUAUAUUCAGAUAACAAACUCAGUAUUAUUGGCACAUGUAGAUGUAUGUGUAAAGUGAAAGCUUUUGUUAUCCUUAUCAAAUCCAUGUUUGUAAAUGUACUGCACAUGUACCCGGUAUACUUGCUAUGGUGUCUUAAAGUUGAAAUUGUUUACAAAAUAUGAAGGAUAUCAAUGUUGUGUUUUAGUACAGUGACUGUGUACUUAAUUUUAACCAGAUUUACAAAGUCUUGCACCUCAUUUGUCUCACUUAUCCAAUAAGUGAUUGUUUUAACUGCCACAACAUUCCAACUCUGCCAAAUGUGCACAGGUUUUUUGGUUUUUUUUAACUUUCAGAAUUAUUCUUUUCUUGAUUUAAACCCCUCAAUAUGUUUUUAGCGAAUAUAGGUAUCUUUAAUUUUAUUGUUUUAAUCUUUUUAGUUUUUAAGGUUUUUGCAAUUCUUGAGGUGCUGAAGAUAUUUGGUUUUCCUGCUAUAUCAUUUUAAACCAGUUCUAUAUACAUACUUUAUUUUAAAUAAGUAUGUGUAAUUGUUUAUCAUUCUGCUAAGAUUUUUAAAUUUUCAACCAAAAAAAAAAUCAAAAAUUCCAGAUACAAUUUUUUCCAUGUUUUAGGGAAUGUCAAUAUUAAUAGUACUGUACACAAUAUAGCAAUGAACCAUGCUUCAUUCUCUUAUCAUCUCAGAAAUUCUUCAUGAGAAUAAAAUGAAAAAUAAACACCAUGUUCCCCCCUUUUGUAGUUCUUUUCUUUUAUUCAAAGCAUUAACCUGUGAUAAAUGGUUAUUUAAAUGGUUAUUUGUUGAUGCCUUCCCUCAACUUAUGUUGCUAUGACGUUUGGACAAAUUUAGUAAUGCAAAGUUGUAUUUUAUAUACUCAAACUCUCUUUAUGUCCUUGUUUGAUGCAUUAGUGACAAGUGUAUUAUGCAUUGGGUUUUAAAUAAAAAACUUGAUUAACCA